UGGCCGCUUGGUGCCCCCCUUGCCACGGCCGCCUGCCUGGCCCUGGGCUGCCAAGCCCAGCCGAGAAGGCUCCCGGUGGCCGGGAAAGCCGUCUUCAUCACAGGGUGCGACUCCGGCUUCGGCAAGCAGGCUGCGCACCACUUGGACGCCCUGGGCUUCACGGUCUUCGCCAGCGUGCUGGACCUGCAGGGCGCGGGCGCCAGGGAGCUCCGGCAGAGCUGCUCCCCGCGGCUCACGCUGCUGCAGAUGGACCUGACCAAGCCGGACGACAUCCGGAGAGCCCAGCAGCUUGUGGUGCCCCAGACGGUGGGCACAGGGCUCUGGGGGCUGGUGAACAACGCGGGCUUUGACGACACCAUCGCCGACGCCGAGCUCUCCCCGCUCUGCAAGUUCCGCACCUGCAUGGACAUCAACUUCUUCGGCACGCUGGAGCUCACCAAGGCGCUGCUGCCUCAGCUGCCCCGCAGUAACGGCGCGGCCGCGUUUCCUUCUGCCCCAGGCGACAUGCCGUACCCGUGCCUGGCCGCGUACGGGGCCUCCAAAGCUGCCCUGACCCUCCUCAUGGACACGUUCCGGAAUGAACUGAAACCCUGGGGGGUCAAAGUCAGCGUGAUCCUCCCCGGCUACUUCAAAACCGGUAGAAGCUGCAACCCGGUCUACUGGCAGGAGAAGAAGGAGCAGCUGCUGGCCAGCCUGCCGGCGGCCCUGCUGCAGGACUACGGCGAGGAGUACAUCCACGAGAUCCACAAGCAGUUUGUGCAGUUCAUGAAGCUCGCCAACGAGGACCUGAGCUUGGUGGUGAACAGCAUCACGGACGCCCUCGUCUCGGCCCGCCCGGCCCCGCGCUACUACCCGGGGCAGGGCGUCUGGCUCAUGUACUUCAUCCACCACUACCUGCCCUGAGCCCUCA
This is a messenger RNA of Pelodiscus sinensis (Chinese soft-shelled turtle), 910 nucleotides long. The record is from RefSeq and is a predicted model, not a curated record. Lineage: Eukaryota; Metazoa; Chordata; Testudines; Trionychidae.